Messenger RNA from Manacus vitellinus (golden-collared manakin), 1982 nucleotides. RefSeq names its product DMRT like family B with proline rich C-terminal 1 (gene DMRTB1). Lineage: Eukaryota; Metazoa; Chordata; Aves; Passeriformes; Pipridae. The record is from RefSeq and is a predicted model, not a curated record. The transcript is spliced from 5 exons. Gene Ontology annotation, molecular function: RNA polymerase II cis-regulatory region sequence-specific DNA binding; DNA-binding transcription factor activity, RNA polymerase II-specific. Gene Ontology annotation, biological process: regulation of transcription by RNA polymerase II; sex differentiation; germ cell development. The coding region runs from base 43 to 909 and encodes 288 amino acids. Gene Ontology annotation, cellular component: nucleus.
GGCUCGGCCCCCCAAGCUGAGCUUUGGUGCCAGGCUGCACCAAUGGGCCUCAGGGGGACCCCAGGGGAGCCCUGCCUGGCCGAGGGACGGGAGGCCGGGGGGCCAAGGGCGUUCACCACCCGCUGCCCCACGGGCCCGGGUUGCUACAUGUGGGGGCAGCACCCCUAUAAGAGCCCUGCGGCCCUGCCCCCGGCCCGAGGGCGGGAGAAUUGGCAGUGCUGGGCCAUGGAGGCUGCCGAGGCCACGGCGAAGGCGGCCCUGCGAGCACCCAAAUGCUCCCGCUGCCGCAACCACGGCUUCGUGGUGCCGGUGAAGGGCCACGCCGGGCACUGCCGCUGGAAGCUGUGCCUGUGCGACAAGUGCUCGCUCAUCACCGAGCGGCGCGCGGUGUCCUGGGGGCCACCGCCGCCUCCCUUCAGGGACCUCGUUCACCGGGCUUUUCCUCCAGAAUACACUGUCAACCCAGAAUACCUGGAGAGAGAGGCCUCGAAAGUGUACCCUGGCUGUUCUGGGGUGUAUCCUUACCACCCAUUUCCCAUGGGAUUUGCCAUCAGUGAGUCCAGCAGUGGGGAAGCACCACCUCCAGGGAUACCACUUCAGAGAGGUUUCCGACACAUUCCUAGCAACUAUGGGCCAGGGAAUGCAGCUUCUGUAUCAGUUCCAGAUGGAGGUGGAGAUUUCCAUCAAGGAUACUACACUCCUCUGCCUCCGUUCAUCCCACCAAGUUUUCUGACAGGGAUUCAUUACAUUCCAACUGCUGUUUCACUGAACAUCUUGGCUGAAACAUCCAAGGAAGCACAUGCUACUGAAGUUGACAGUGAGGAUUCAAGGGUGUUUCAUGAACCUGGACAACCACCUUCUUCCCCAGAAGAAACAAGCAGAGACCAACUUGUACACUCUAAACAGUAAAUGGGCUGGAGAAGAGCUGAGAGCAGGCAGCACUAUUUUCCUUUCUGAGGAGAGUGUUAGUUAAUGAGGGUUGAGUGACACUUAGUCACCGAGCAGCUGAACACAACACUAGAUGCCAGAAGGGGCUUAGUCCCCUGCCUGUCUUUAUGAUCAUGUUAGAGCUACCAGGCUCACAGCUCUGCCUCCUGAGCACUGUAAAGCCCAUGUUCCUAGAAUAGGUUUUCCAGUGGAAGCAGCAAAUGAUUAUGACUCUGAAUUUGUUCCUUUGCUGAGGUUACAUGGCUCUCUGACCUUGGAGUGAGGUCUCAGAGCUGUGUGCAUUCUGCAGCAUUUUCAUGUUCAUGACAGUAGUCAAAAAGGUGUUGUUUGUAUCUCUUUGCUUUAAAGGAAAUCUGGUUAUGAAUGUUAUGGAAGAGUUAAGUGAUGUGGAGCCUGAGGACUGAGGGAAAGAGGAUGGGAAGGCAGCCUGCCUUGCUGAUGAACUUGGCUGCCUAAGAAGAUGAUUGACUGGAUUCAGCAGGGUAAGGGAACAGUAGGUGCUGGUCCAGAAAGGCAUGGCAAGAAUGUGUGGAAAGGCCUGGUGCCCCCACGCUGUUUUAUGGGUGGACUGCCUUUAAGGUGUUCAGGCUGGGGACAGACUCGAUUUGGAAUCACCUCUUGUCACACAGGCUUCACAUCUGACAUUUUGAAUGUCCUUGAUGAUUUAUACAUGAUUUCAAUGUUGUUGAACUUGUGACAGCUGAAACCUAAGCAGUGCUGUUUGUUCCUGAAGGGCUCCUGUAGACAGCUUUAUCCAUGUGGAUUGGGAGAGCACUGUGGUGUAUCAAAGGUGUGGAGAUAUUGCCCAGGAAACUGGGACAGAACACCAUUUAGAAUAAUAAUUACUCAAAUCCAUACAUACUAUGAUUUUCAGCGAUGACCUUUAAUUAAAAAUGAAUUAAUUAAACAUUCCUCUGCUGUUUUGCCUAGAGGAGUUGGUUUUGUACUAAGUGCAUCAGUUGUUAAUGUUUGAAUAAUUAGGGUGGGACUUUUGUAUAAUUAAAAUGAUACAUUAAAUUGUUGUUACAGUUUGA